Pistacia vera is the source of this 2599-nucleotide messenger RNA. RefSeq names its product G-type lectin S-receptor-like serine/threonine-protein kinase LECRK1. Lineage: Eukaryota; Viridiplantae; Streptophyta; Magnoliopsida; Sapindales; Anacardiaceae. Gene Ontology annotation, biological process: protein phosphorylation. The coding region runs from base 23 to 2413 and encodes 796 amino acids. The transcript has a single exon. Gene Ontology annotation, molecular function: protein serine/threonine kinase activity; ATP binding. The record is from RefSeq and is a predicted model, not a curated record.
UGGUCUUUUUUUUUUCCAAAGAAUGCAAGGUUGUUAUAUAUCAAACUUGUGUCCUGAAGGUUCUCUCAUGGCUUCUGUACUGGUUAUCUGCUUCUUACUCUCUCUAGUUAUUUUGCAUACACGAGCUGAACUAGAAAAAAUUAGCCCAGGAUCUUCAUUAGUCCCCAACACUAGUCGCAAUUCCUGGCGCUCGGCGUCAGGUCAUUUUGCAUUUGGUUUCUAUCAACAAGGCAAUGAAUUUGCAGUGGGAAUUUGGCUGGUUGAUAAACCUAAUAUCACUGUUGUGUGGACUGCAAAUCGAGAUGACCUGCCAGUCCCCUUGAAUUCUACUAUUGAGUUCACCAAACACGGUCUUCUUCUUCGAACACACCGAGGUGAUGAGAAAAACAUUACUCAAUUAUCUGAGCAGCCUGCUUCAGCUUCUAUGCUGGAUUCUGGUAACUUUGUCAUCUAUGGCAAUGAAUCUCAGGUCAUAUGGGAUAGCUUUCAUAGCCCAACCGACACCAUAUUAGGUGGUCAAAGCAUAGUCUCUCAACUGGUGGCAAGCAGAUCAACAUCUGACCACUCGAGUGGGCAAUUUUAUCUCAAUGUAGACGGUGAUGGAUUGGCUGCCUAUCCAGUAAAUCAUACUGGUAUUCCGGAGGAAUGUUACUGGAAAGUAAAUAUCCUGAUUAGCCAUGCUUUCUUAGUGUUAAAUCUCAGUCUUAGCGGAGCUUUACAGUUAACCGCAGGAAAUGAGACUUUGCAAACUAUAGCCAAUAGCUCUUAUCCUGCAAACAGCAAGACUGUGAUUUACCGUGCUACACUUGAUCCUGAUGGGAUUUUAAGGCUAUACUCGCAUCGCUUUGAGAUCAGUGGUAACUCUAAUGUGACCACUAAGUCAUCUGCAAAGUUGAAGCAGUGUAAGGUGACCGGUUUCUGUGGUUUUAAUAGCUUCUAUUCUAGUCCUGGUGGCAUAGCUAAUUAUUACUGCUUUCCAGGAUUUAAGUACAUCAAUCCUGGUGUGAGGAAUCUGGGUUGCUACAAGAGCUUUAAUGAAGAAGAAGGUUGUGAAAGGAAUGAGCCAGAAGUGUUUCAUAACAUUACUGGUAUUGAGAAUACAAUGUUGGGAGGUUUUCCAUACCCUUUGCUACCAGUGAAUAAGGAAGAUUGCAAAGAGUCCUGCCUAAGUGAUUGUUAUUGUGCAGCUGCUCUGUAUUUGAACAGAACUUGUGGUAAACUGAAACUUCCACUGAUGUUCGGGACGGAAGAUAAAAACAUAUCAGCUACAGUCUUUAUCAAGAUGAUUUCAAGAAACAACAACACCGUCAGCACCCCACACACUCCGGAAAAUGAUGAAAAGGUUGUUUCUGAAAGCAAGAAAACCCUUAUCACAAUUCUUACAGCAAGUUUGGGUUUUAUGGCGUUCAUGUGUUUGCUCAUUGCAAUUUCUAGUUUCUUUGUAUACAAACACCGAGUGAGUAGAUACAGAAAGCUUCGCGGAAAUUCAAAUUUUGGUCUAACCAAAGAAUUCUCUCUGCAAUCAUUUUCUUAUAUUGAGCUGGAGCAAGCCACGAACGGGUUUGAGGAACUGUUGGGAAGAGGUCGUCCUGGAGCAGUCUAUAAAGGGGCUAUAUCUGAGGGUAACAAGACGGUUGCUGUGAAGCGAUUAGAAAGUGUUGGUGAAGAAGGAGAAAAGAAGUUUCGAGCAGAAAUGGCUGCAGUUCGUAGAACACAUCACAGGAACUUGGUGCGCUUGCUUGGUUUUUGCAUGGAGGGAUCCAGAAAGCUUCUCAUUUAUGAAUACAUGAGUAAUGGUUCUCUUGCAAAUUUCAUAUUCAAUGUUGAAAGGCGUCCCCUUUGGAAAGAAAGAGUGAGAAUUGCACUAGAUGUUGCGAGAGGAAUCCUUUAUCUUCAUGAAGAGUGCGAGAUCCAAAUCAUUCACUGUGAUAUCAAGCCCCAAAACAUACUUCUAGAUGAUUAUUGGACUGCUAAGAUCUGUGAUUUCAGCUUAGCAAAGUUCUCAAUGCCAAAUCAAUAUCUAACGGAUACGGGUCAUAGAGGGAGUAGAGGUUAUAUGGCACCUGAAUGGCAAACGAAUGGCCUAAUAACGGUGAAGUCUGAUGUUUAUAGUUUUGGAGUGCUGCUGUUGGAAGUGGUAUGUUGCAGAAGUUAUCUGGAAGUGAAUGUUUCAACAGCAGAUGAAGUGCUUCUUGCCACUUGGGUGUACAAUUGCUUUGUUGCUGGAGAGUUAAACAAGGUUGUUGGGGAGGAAGAAGUACACAUGAAAACCCUGGAAAGGAUGGUGAAGGUCGGAUUGUUGUGUAUUCAAGAUGACCCGAAUCUGCGUCCUGCUAUGAAAAAUGUGAUCUUGAUGUUAGAAGGAACUAUGGAUAUACCAGUCCCUCCAAUUCCUUCUAUAGUUAUCACUUGAUAACUCGAUUUCCAUUACUUAUCUUUUUGCUUUUCCAGAAACAUCAUUCCUGUGUCUCGUUCUAUGUAUCACAUAGUAUUUCUUGUUUUGCAGUAACUCCUGGAGUGUUGAGUUGUUUUUUUUUUUUUUUUUUUUUUUUUUCCCGAAAAGUGAAUAAAUUAUUUCUCUUUCAUUCCUGUAAUUUGA